ACCAAGAAGCUUAUGGGCUAGACACCCCGCCUUUCCAGUCUCCUAAGGGGGUGGGGUGAGGUUAGGCGGCCCCACCAGGAGGGAGAAGGGGUCGGUGUGGCGGCUCUGUCUCCCCGGGAAGUGGGGCCGCGCCAAGGCCAACGCGGGAAGGGGACAGGCCCUCCCUCCCGGCGCCUGCGGGGACCCCACGCCUGUGUCCGGAGGAGGCCGGCGUCCGGCAGAUGCACAGGGCGGGGGAGAGGCGGGGAGAAGAAAACCCACAACGAAACUUGCGUCGCCGAGCGCACGGCUCGACUUGAAUGGAAGGAGCCCGCGCCCGCUGAGCGCAGCAGACCCUCGGAGAGCGCGUUCCGCCGGCUGGGCGCGGCGCGGCGCGGCGCGGGAGCGCAGCAGGCACCAUGGCCCAGAGCAGGGCGCUGCUGCUCCUGCUGCUGUUGCCUCCACAGCUGCAGCUGGGACGGGCGCUGGCCGUGAGGGCCCCGGUGUUGGACCGAAGUGCCUCCCCCAGCCUGAGCCCCGAAGAGAAUGAAUUUGUGGAGGAGGAGCCGGUGCUGGUUCUGAGUCCCGAGGAGCCGGUACCUGGCCCAGCCACGAUGGACUGUCCUCGAGACUGUGCCUGCUCCCAGGAGGGCGUUGUGGACUGUGGGGGCAUCGACCUUCGUGAGUUCCCCGGAGGCCUGCCUGAGCGCACCAACCACCUGUCCCUGCAGAACAACCAGCUGGAGAAAAUCUACCCUGAGGAGCUUUCCCGGCUGCAUGGCCUGGAGACCCUCAACCUCCAGAACAACCGCCUGACUUCCCGAGGGCUCCCAGAGGAAGCGUUUGAGCAUCUGACCAACCUCAAUUACCUGUACCUGGCCAAUAAUAAGCUGACCUUGGCACCUCGGUUCCUGCCGAACACCCUAAUCAGUGUGGACUUCGCUGCCAACUAUCUUACCAAGAUCUACGGGCUCACCUUUGGCCAGAAGCCAAACUUGAGGUCUGUGUACCUGCACAACAACAAGCUGGCAGAUGCCGGGCUGCCGGACAACACGUUCAAUGGCUCCAGCAAUGUCGAGAUUCUCAUCCUGUCCAGCAACUUCCUACGCCACGUGCCCAAGCACCUGCCGCCCGCCCUCUACAAGCUGCACCUCAAGAACAAUAAGCUGGAGAAGAUCCCACCAGGGGCCUUCAGUGAGCUGAGCAACCUGCGUGAGCUGUACCUGCAGAACAACUACCUGACUGAUGAGGGCCUGGACAAUGAGACCUUCUGGAAGCUGUCCAGCCUGGAGUACCUUGAUUUGUCCAGCAACAACCUGUCACGGGUGCCCGCGGGGCUGCCGCGCAGCUUGGUGCUGCUGCACUUGGAGAAGAACGCCAUCCAGACGGUGGGCGCGGACGUGCUGACCCCCAUCCGCAGCCUCGAGUACCUGCUGCUGCACAGCAACCAGCUGCGUGCGCACGGCAUCCACCCGCUGGCCUUCCACGGCCUCAAGCGGCUGCACACCGUGCACCUGUACAACAACGCUCUGGAGCGCGUGCCCAGCGGCCUGCCGCGCCGCGUACGCACCCUCAUGAUCCUGCACAACCAGAUCACGGGCAUCGGCCGCGACGACUUCGCCACCACUUACUUCCUGGAGGAGCUCAACCUCAGCUACAACCGCAUCACCAGCCCGCAGGUCCAUCGCGACGCCUUCCGCAAGCUGCGCCAGCUGCGCUCCCUGGACCUCUCCGGCAACCGGCUGCAAACGCUGCCGCUCGGGCUGCCUCGCAAUGUGCACGUGCUGAAGGUGAAGCGCAACGAACUGGUCGCCUUGGCACGGGGGGCGCUGGCUGGCAUGGCCCAACUGCGUGAGCUCUACUUCACCAGCAACCGGCUGCGAAGCCGGGCCCUGGGCGCCCGCACCUGGACAGACCUUGCCCAUCUGCAGCUGCUGGACAUUGCCGGGAAUCAGCUCACCGAGAUCCCCGAUGGGCUCCCCGAGUCGCUCGAGUACCUGUACCUGCAGAACAACAAGAUUAGCACUGUGCCCGCCAAUGCCUUCGACUCCACACCCAACCUCAAGGGCAUCUUUCUCAGGUUUAACAAGCUGGCUGUGGGCUCCGUGGUGGAAAGCGCCUUCCGGAGGCUGAAACAUCUACAGGUCUUGGACAUAGAAGGCAACUUUGAAUUUGGUGCCGAUUCCAAGGACCGGGGACAGUUGGAGGAGGAAGAUGAGGAGGAUGAGGAAGAUGAGGAUGAGGAAGAGGACAGGCGAUAGUGACCAGGUGAACUGGACAUCGGAUGCUGGACCACCGGAUUCCCUCCGCAGCACGCGCCUGUGCGCCCCACUCUGCCGCCUCACAGACACAACCUCCCAAUGGCCUCACUCUCUGCCCCCCCUCGCUCCCCAUCUCCGCCAUCACUCCCUGGGAGUCGUGCAGACUUGGGAUCUGACCCUGCGGUGGCGUGCACACGUGCCUGCUCCCUGCUGGUACAUGGACACACAUGUGCAUGUGCACACACACACACACCCCUCAGUUGUGUGCAAACAGCCCUCUGUGGCCUGUGCCACCAGCAGGGUGUCCCAGUCAGAACUGGGUGCAACAGCUCAUCAUUUGCCCAUCUGUCCCCUGGAGAAGAAAUAGCGCUCUCUCUCUCUACCACCUCUGGAACUCACAAAAGCUGGCUUUUGUACUUCUCCCCUCGUGACGGGGGCCCUGGCACCGUCUGUCUGUCCUGCCUUUCAGUUGCUGGGGCAGUCACUGUGCGGGCCCCUCCUGUCCUGUCACCAGCUGGCAGUGGGGCAAGCCCCACUGAGGCUUGCUGGGAAAGUCUCCUGGGGCAGGAGUGCGUUGAGGUGUGGGCCAGGCUGGGCGAGAAGGCCGGCUCAGCUGUGCCACCAGGUUAAUUCUGUGAUUCUCUGGGCUUGUGGGGAGUUCUGGGUUUUUAUAAUUUUAUAAGAAAAAGAUUUAAAAUGUCAAAGCUGAUUUUUCUUGUUACAGAAAAACUAAUAUAAAGCAUUACCCCUGU
Molecule: messenger RNA, 2992 nt
Organism: Condylura cristata (star-nosed mole)
Lineage: Eukaryota; Metazoa; Chordata; Mammalia; Eulipotyphla; Talpidae
Gene: PODN
Product: podocan
Exons: 11
Coding region: 399-2240 (613 amino acids)
Molecular function (GO): protein binding
Source: RefSeq, a predicted model, not a curated record